Molecule: messenger RNA, 878 nt
Organism: Triticum urartu
Lineage: Eukaryota; Viridiplantae; Streptophyta; Magnoliopsida; Poales; Poaceae
Source: RefSeq, a predicted model, not a curated record
AUGGAGGAGCGGCUCAUGAUCCACCCCUACGAUCGAGUAGUAACAGUUAGAAAUCUCAUGUCCAAGAUUAAUCUUUAUAUGUAUUUGUACUUCUAUUUCUGUGUCGCCGUGCAACUUAGAGAAAUAGAAUCAUCAGCUAUAAGAUUCCUCUCAACAACAGCUCCAAGAUUCCCGUGCCGCAACUUUAAACCACACCGGCCUGGGCACUCUACGGCGGCGGCGGCGUGCGCCGCCGCAUUCCGCCCCAACCCGGCGGGGUCCGUCCGCCUGCUCCGGCGAGGUCUGCCCACCUACUCUAUCGACCUCCUCUUCAACCACCCGGACCUCCUCCCGCCGGCACCCCCCGCGGAAACGGCCUCCUCCGCCGCCUGCCUACAACGCCGAUGCGUUUCUCCGGGCGCGCGCAGAUGGGUGGGCCGGAGUGGCCCCAGCCACGGCCAACGGUCUCCGCGGACUCCCUCCCCUCCCCGCCCCGCGGCCAGGAACCCGCCGAGUUCGUCUUCGCCAUUCGGUCUAUUAUUCCCCUUCUUCCAGUUCCGUUCAAUUGGAUCCCUGCGGUCAUACUCAGGAGUUCAGGACGGGAUCCCGUUCAGGACAUCCAUGCAGGGACUUGAACUCAUGGACAUGGCAUCAUCCUUAUUACAAGAGAUAUCCCCGGCCGGCCGGCGGCUGUACGGUGACGCAAAGAAGCUCCCUGCCUCAGAAAACAAGCGAGGGUGUGUGUGUUAGACUUAUGGCACAACUGAAGUAUGUCUCUGCAUUUUGUUAUCCUAUGUCUUUCUUAUCUUAUUAUGUGUUUAUAGAGGCCAAAUGUAGGUUAGGGGCCUAUAAUACAUCGUGUCCUGAAAUAUAAUGGUGAAAAUAAAAGAAUUUAGCAA